Aphidius gifuensis is the source of this 1154-nucleotide messenger RNA. RefSeq names its product Golgi SNAP receptor complex member 1 (gene Gos28). Bases 90 to 788 code for a protein of 232 amino acids. The transcript is spliced from 5 exons. Gene Ontology annotation, molecular function: SNAP receptor activity. Gene Ontology annotation, biological process: vesicle fusion; endoplasmic reticulum to Golgi vesicle-mediated transport. Gene Ontology annotation, cellular component: Golgi membrane; SNARE complex; Golgi medial cisterna. NCBI's taxonomy places the organism in Eukaryota, Metazoa, Arthropoda, Insecta, Hymenoptera, Braconidae. The record is from RefSeq and is a predicted model, not a curated record.
CAUACCUGUAGUACUUCUACCAUGACAUGUUCCAUUUUUUCGUGCAAGAAUUUGCAUGAGAUUUCUAUAGCGUGGAGACACCGCUUAAAAUGGCCAAGAUGACUGAAGGAGUUAAUUGGGAAGAUUUUCGUAAACAAGCAAGACAAUUAGAGAAUGAUAUUGAUGCAAAACUAGUUUCAUUUAGUAAGCUUGGGCUUAAUGCUGCAUCCAUUCAAUCCCGAACUGAUGAAGCACCACUUCUUAAUGAGGAGCACAUUUUCGAGAACAUGGCAUCUGAGAUUGAGUCUUUGCUGUCCAAACUCUCUUCAAUAAAUGAAAAAAUGAGUGGGGUUCAAGCGAACGGAGCAGCAAUGCUACAUACAAUGCAACGUCACAAAGAAAUAUUGAAAGACUACAAAUUAGAAUUCAAUAAAAUCCAAAAUAAUUUCACCAGUAGAAAAGAUCGGGAAGAUCUAUUGGGCAGUGUCAGAAAGGAUAUUAAUAAUUAUAGAAGUGGUAGUGGCUUGAACAGACGAGAAAUGUAUUUGAAAGAAAAUCAACACAUACAUAACUCCGACCACCUUAUAAAUGACCAGAUAAGCAUUGCUAUAGAAACACGAGAUCAUCUGGUAAGCCAACGUCAAGCCUUUAAACGUAUUCAAACAAGAUUUAAUGAUCUGUCAAAUCGUUUCCCUGCAGUUAAGAGUCUCGUUCAAAAGAUAAGCAUUAGAAAACGACGUGAUUCUUUAAUUCUUGGUCUUAUUAUUGCUCUCUGCACGUUUUUAAUGCUUCUUUACUCGUUUCGUUAGUUUUUAUGAAUCCAUAACUUAAUUUUUUUUAAAUAAUAAACAUUAUGCUUGUUAAUCUCAAAGAUCAAUUUUUAUUUUCCUUCAAAACUAUAAUCAUUCGAAGUUUAUAGUAUACUAUAUUAAUACAAUUGUCAUGCAAAAUGUCAUGAUUAAUUAAUUUCAAAUUUUGAUAUUUAUGACGAACAGUGGGCUGUGAAAAAAAAGUUUUGAAUACAGAAAAUUUUGUGGAAAAAAAAGGGGUCUUUUGAAGAUUAAACUGUACAAAAAUAUAUUUUAUACGAUCCUGAUAAGUUUUUUUUCAGUCUUAUGUAUAUAAAAAUAAGUUUAGAAAAUUAAAAUAAAAUAAGGCUAAAAAUUCAAAGAGUU